Messenger RNA from Dermochelys coriacea (leatherback sea turtle), 3022 nucleotides. It is a transcript of the gene LRRC32, whose product is annotated as leucine rich repeat containing 32. The record is from RefSeq and is a predicted model, not a curated record. Bases 298 to 2322 code for a protein of 674 amino acids. Gene Ontology annotation, molecular function: protein binding. Lineage: Eukaryota; Metazoa; Chordata; Testudines; Dermochelyidae. The transcript is spliced from 3 exons.
AAUUACUAUUACUGAGGUCUAUAUUCACAUGCUUACGGGAGCUUGGGAAUAGGUUAGAGCAGAUGACUGCUGAGCAAUGAAUUCAAGGGCCAGUCUAUUGGGAGUAUUUUUUUUUCUCUCAGUGACUUAAACUUCUGUCUGAGUUCUCAGAGUUUUUAGUCAGCUGGCCUGUAGCAGAGCUGCAACUUCCCCAAGGAAGCCCUUCCUCAACUUUCACUGGAGGGCUGUCGGGAGAGCCUGGGAGACGAACGCUGCAAGCAGAAGGGAAGUGUCCUCCUUCAUCCAAACAGCAGAGCCAUGAAACUGUAUCUUUUACUCUUCCUGGCAGCGAACGGAGGGAUCUCUAGCCAUCGGCCCUUGGAAGAGUCGCCCUGUGAAAUGGUAAAGAUGAAGGCAUUUUGUCAUGGCAAAGAGCUUCACCAAAUCCCUCCAGAGCUCCAUCCAAACAUAAAUAAAAUAGAUUUGUCUGGAAAUCAGAUAAAAAAUAUCUCUGAGAAGCCACUGACAUUUUAUACCUCACUCCAGCAUUUGGAUUUAAGAUCCAACCAAAUAAGCUUCAUUGAGCCUGGAGUCUUCACAUACAUGACAAGCCUGGUGGAGGUAAAUUUAGCCAAUAACCGGUUAGAUGAGUUGGCUCAGCAUAGGACACCGGGUGUUGGACUUUUACCAGAGAUCAGAACACUGGACUUGUCCCACAACAGACUUUACAAUGGAAUGGCUGAAUAUUUUAUGCACAAAGCACCAUCACUUCAGUAUCUUUCCUUGGCAGAAAACAGCAUUACCGUGAUAUUGCGCAGGAUGUUUCAGGGGUCACCAGCUCUUGUUGAGGUUGACCUCCACAGUAAUAUCAUCAUGGACAUAGAAGAAGGUGCCUUUGAAACUCUGGUGCAUCUCACCAAGCUCAAUCUCUCCAUGAACUCGAUCACUUGCAUCUCAGAUUUCAACCUAAGACAACUGCAGAUACUCGACCUCAGUAGGAACAGCAUUGAGACUUUUCAUACAACAGAGUCAAAGGAAGAAUAUAACCUGAGGUGGCUGGAUCUUAGUGAGAACAAGCUACUGCGCUUCCCAGUUUUCCCCCAGGUGAACAAGCUGGCGUAUCUGAAUUUAUCUAAGAAUUUAAUGCAGCUUACUGCAGACUCUGCUCACAAUGAGAUGGACUAUAUGGAAAGGGACUGGCUAGAAGCUCCUUUUCAUCUUCUGGAUCAGAAGCAAAAUACAAACACAAGUUCUCUGUAUCUAUCCCAGCUUUUAUAUUUAGACUUAAGUUAUAAUGAGAUCAAAUCCAUCCCAAAUGAGUUCUUUGAGUCAAUGUCUUCCCUUCGGUUUCUUAAUCUCAGUAAAAAUUGUCUCCAGACAUUUGCAGUAAAUUAUGACAGUGCAUUGAUCUCACUAGCCAUCCUUGAUUUAAGCUUCAAUGCUUUGCAGAAUCUCUUACUAGAUGCCAGCACAUUGACUAAUUUACAGGAGCUCUACAUUCAAAACAAUCAUCUCCAAGCCCUGCAAUUUGAUAUCUUUGCAAGCCUUCCCAGCAUCAAAUUGCUUAAUCUCCAGAGUAAUAAUAUUAGCUUUUGCAGCAUGUAUUCAGGAUUAGCUAAACAAAGGCUUACUGGAGAGGAGACUGGUUGUGUAUCAUUUGUUGACUUCCCUGCUCUUAGGUACUUAUAUCUAGCUGACAACAUGUUGAAGAAUUUACCAAUAUAUUCUUUUUACAAGACUUCACUAAUUCUCCUGGAGCUCUCCAUGAACCAAGGACUGAAAAUAGAGGCUAAAGCACUAUCAGGACUGGAGACAUCUCUUGAGUAUUUGAAUUUACAUGGCAAUGGCAUGACAGUUUUAAAUAUUGACCUGCCUCAUUUUCAUCAUCUUAAACAUUUAAACCUGUCGGAAAAUCAGCUGAGCUGGUUACCCAAAUGGGGUAGUGAUGCUUCGUUGGAAGUUCUGGAUCUACAGAAAAACAGUUUUAGUAAUCUACAAAGCAGUAACAUUUUAGCAUUAGAGAACUCUCUUAAAAACUUAUAUCUUGCUGGGAACCCACUCAGCUGCUGUGGAAAUGUCUGGCUCUCAUCUAUAAUCCAGAAUAAAAAUGUAGAGAUCCCUGGUGUAGAGCAGAUAACAUGCCAGUACUCCAAGAGCUUUGGGUACCAAGAAGAAAUUUAUAUUAGCAGCAUAAGACCAGAAGUCUGUGAAAAAGAGGAUCUAAAGAAAAUCAAUGUGCUUAUUAUACUAACGGUUGCAUUAAUUUUAUCAGUAAUCAUCAUUGGACUGGGUUCAUUUUGUUGCUUCCGCAGACAAAAGUUUAGCCAGCAAUUUAAAGCAUAGCACAUGCCCAAACUUAACGAGAAAUAAAAUCAGGUGCUACACUGAAAACAUAUAGAAAUGAAGGGUCAGAUUCUUGCCUUUGAUUUAACUGUGGAUUUUAGGCCAGUUUUUAAUCUGCUCUCAGUUGCACCAGCAUCAUUUCUUGGGGUUGCAGCAACAAAGUAACCGAGAAGAGAAUUUGUCAUAUUUUGCACUUUUUCCAUGCUCAUGCAGAACUGUGAAAGCUUGCUCAUCAGAAGCUGAGAAUCUUCAUCUUCAUAGCAUAAAACUGGGCUAGUUGAAGGUUUGUGGAACUUAAACCAGCCAAAACUCUUUUGGGUACUACAAACUUUUCACUGAAAUGCUAAGCCAGCUUUUUGGUGCCUCUGGAUAGGGAGAAUCCCCUCCUGCCCCGUGCCAAGGUUGCAUAUCAUGGUUUAAUAGUCAUUUGUGUAACAAUACUUGGGGAUCUCAUCACAGCAGACAGGCAGGAUGACUCCUCAUGCAUCUUUGCAAAACUUCCCAAACCCACAUGCUUCAGCGAAACCCAUCUCUUUGAUUUGGGGUUUUGCUUUUUCAUAACAGGUUUGAGGCAGUUCAACUCUUAAAGCUAAACUCAAGGGAAGUGAACCCACACAACCCAGGACCAGUGAAAAACAAAGUCUGACCCUUCUCCCUUUGAAGUCAAUUGCAAAUCUCCCACUCAUUCCAAUGUGAACAG